CAGACACGCCUGGACACUGACACGCAGGAAGGCGCUUUAUGAUUUAUCUACUGUAACUUCUAUCUUCUAAGUUCAGUUGAAGAAAGAUGCAGGGCCAGGAAUGACGGCUUGCCUGACUGGCAUGAAGACGCGCAGUGCUGGGUCCUCACUGCUGAGUGAAUGGUGAAAGGAUUAAGUAGAAUGUGCUGCCCCGCUACUAAGAUUACUAGGAGUGACUCCUCAGCAGACACGAUGGACAUAGUGACAGACAAGCCCAGUACCUGACAGAGAAUGUGAGAGGCCUUCUGGGACCUCAUAAUUGGGGUUGGCUGGCGCUGCAGUCAUCCAAGGACAAUGUUACUUCCCGAUUGGAUCGCUGCGAUUGGUUCGACUGAGCCGCCACCUGACCAUCACUUGUUCAAAUUGCUCCAAGAAAGCCUCUGCGGUUCGUCCAGAGCAGUGGGACUCCAGUCUUCUCCCCAAGCACGGCAGCAAAGGCUCAGCGAGUCCGACGAUUCAAGGGAGCGCUGCAUUGUUCAGGAUUCCGCACCCGGUCCUAAUCCUCCCCCAGACGGUCCUCCACCGCCUCUAAAGGAGUUUGUCUUCAGCUGGCAGUCCACUAUCUCAGAUCAAAGUCCGUUGUCAAUCCCCCCCGUCCAGCGCCCCAAGGCUGUUCCUGAGCUUGGUCUCUUUGUCUUUGAUGAUGGCCUUACAGUCUUUGUCGUUGACACGAGAAGAGCCAAGGCAACGCUCACAUGGCAGGUGUCAGCACAGAGCCUGCUGCAGGGGUGGGAGGUCUUUGAUGCGCACUUGUACGUGGUGGACGGGACCGUGCUGUCGCGCUACGACCUCUUAGCUGAGAAGCCCACCACUGUCGCAACGUUGGACCUUUAUGACGGGCCUGCAAGCGAGUCUCAGCGGCUCAACGCCGCUCUGCACGCCGCCUGGCAGGGCCGACAGUGGGUGUCCCUCUUGUACUGGCUGUAUUCUGAGGCCGUCGGCAUUUCGGAGAGCCUGCCGCGGCCGCAGAUUGACCUAGUGGCAGGGUUUAAGAAGUAUUUCCUCACUAUCGCCCCAAAGCUGCCAAAAGACUACGUCUUCUCUCUCCCCAUGGUGCCUAACCCCUCGCUGCCAGCCCCUGUCCCUGUCAUCACCCGGGAACAGCUCACGGGGGACCGAACCUGCCAGCUGUUCCUAGCGUUGUUGGAUGUGCUCCAGGUGUUGGGCAUGCCUUACCGCAGCGGCGUUGACCCGCCAACGGUGUGCGCCUACAUGAAGGACCACCCCGAAGAGGCAAUCAACUUGCUCUGGUGUUGCCGGGAGGGCUACUUGGGCCUCGGCGUGAACGCUUUCGAUGCAAAGAGUCGGGAGUUGGACGAUUUGUUGGCCGGAAAUGCACUCAGGUUCUCUGCGCCGGUGUUCAGCAGCACAGACCGCGGGCUCUUCGUUCUUUGCUCAAACGGGUCGGUGCUGAACAUCGAAUGGGAUACAGGAGGCAUGCCUGCUGCCAUGGGAGUUGUGCGGAGGUAUCCGUCAGUGACAACACAGGCGGUGGUUCGGUCGGGCCUUGUAUUGUGCGACCCUGCUGCGGCGCUCUUCUUCCUUUCGGAGGACAAGGGCCUUUGUUCAGUCUCAUUGCGAGGGGCGGCGCCACAGAACUUCCCACCCCCGCAAGCCCCGGAUCCAGCCACUUUCCAGUACCAGUGGGAUUCCGCCUACACAAGCCUGCAGCGUAUGCCCCCGGUGUUCAGCGUCUCUCGGCAAGUCUGGGCGUCCCUGCCAGCUCUAUAUGCGUUUCAAAUUCCAGACGGGGGCGACGCGCCCUUUAGCGCGCCGCUGUGGCAGCCACUCCCCGGCGACCGCUUCACCUCCGUCGAGGUGGAUGAGGACAGCGGGACGUUGCUGAUCGUAAACAGCAGUGGCUCAGCCAGUUCUUACAGCCUCAACGUGCCUCCAGGCUCCGCUCUGCGUUUGGUUGGGCAGACCACGACCACCUUCAACAACGCAAUCGAGCCAGGCCGUUACCCUCUUCCCGCCUGUUCCGCAGCGCUGAUCAAGCCCGUAGCAUCCUCCGCCAACGGCGCGGCUUCCCCUCCUAAACUGCUGCUCGUCGAGACGGACUCCCAGUACGGGUCCGCUUCAGGCACUGCGUUCGCUGUAGCCUCUCGUCUAAGCGAGCCUGGUGGCCCUUUUCAAGACGGCGAUGUAACACGCCUGGGGACGAUCCCAGGCAUUGCCUUCAGUGCCCCCAUCGGGUUUUACAACGAGCAAACGGACCAACCGCAGGCGGUUGUCGCUUGGGGCAGUGGACCUCCAUCGCAGCUGUUGGACGAGUUGGCACCCGCACCUGGGGCCCAAUCGCUGGCGUCUUCCGCAUGGAGUCGCGCCAUUGUUGGCAAGUCGCCAGCUGAACUGAUGGCCAGCGCACCGCCAAUUGGGUUGGGGUUGCGUCCGGGGCUGACCAGCAUCCCGUUGUAAAGUGGCUAUGUGGUUGGUAGAACGCCCCCUGGUAGUUAGACCGUUUGCUUUUCAGCAGGACAUCUUGUGCUCGCUUAGUUGUCUAGGCUGGAGAUGAAGGAUCUGACCGUCGUCAGAAGGGAAUUCAAUCAGAUAGGUGAUAGUACUUUGACCCCAAAACAUGAGCAGGAAGAGGCAAAAAGUGCGUCAGAACAGGUUGCCUGUCAUUGCGAGCCUGAGCAACGAUAAUAACUCAGGUCCUACUCAAUCAUAUCGUCUGUCUCCAUGC
Messenger RNA from Klebsormidium nitens, 2725 nucleotides. The record is from the annotation of a GenBank genome assembly. Lineage: Eukaryota; Viridiplantae; Streptophyta; Klebsormidiophyceae; Klebsormidiales; Klebsormidiaceae.